This is a messenger RNA of Doryrhamphus excisus (bluestripe pipefish), 4718 nucleotides long. Lineage: Eukaryota; Metazoa; Chordata; Actinopteri; Syngnathiformes; Syngnathidae. The record is from RefSeq and is a predicted model, not a curated record.
CGUCAUUUCUUUUGCGCAUGCGUACUUCCGCUAUCGUCCCACUAGCAGCAGAAACCAGGAGCAGCCUCUUUCCUCCUACAAGGCUCCCUACUUAUAAGACUGUUUGUGAUGUCUAUAUCACCAUCGCCAGAAUCUUCAACUCAUAAUUUAGUCAAGACAAGUGAAACUCCAUGCAGCCUGUUCUCCAGCCACUCUUGUUCCUCCUGCAGAGUCUUAAAUAGCUCUUCCUCCAAUUAAGGAACCAGCAUGGAGUCAAUGGCUAUGGACAAUCUCAUAGACUUUGACAUGUCAUCUGUGGCUACAAGUCUCGGUGUCGAUAGAGACAGCCGUCAGAGCCACUCAGACAUUUUCUCACCAGAGCCACCGUCCUCCAAAUUUCCUGUGCAACACUCAUUGCCUGAACCCAUGGCACCCUCCAAGUCCAGCUCACAUCACCAUCACAAAGAUGACGAUGAAAAUGAGAGUGAUGCAACAGAGUCGGCAGACAGUGAGAAUGAUAUGGAUCCGGCUUCAACGAUGUGGAACAUAAGACGCUUCUCAUCCUCAUCUGCUCACAGUAGUGAGGACAAUGAUUCCGAGGCAGUAGAGAGAAGAGAGUUCAUGAAGACGUAUGUGGAAAAAGUGUUUCAUGGAAGGCAGGACCUGGACCAAGAAGAGAAAUCUCGUUUUGGAGAGCUGUGCAGUGGCAAGAAUGGGAAAGGCAGAGAGUGGUUUGCCAAAUAUGUCAGUGCGCAGCGCUGCCACUCGAAAUGCGUGAGCGAAGCUACUUUCUACAGACUGGUGCAGUCUUUUGCAGUUGUGUUGUUUGAAUGUCACCAAAUGGAUGACUACAGCCCAGCCAAAAACCUCAUGACUAUGUGCUUUACAUACUACUACACUGGAAAGUUCCAGCCGUCUCCUGCAGAGCUCUUUGAUCGUGGUGUUCCCCCAGCUGGUCUGGACUCGUACUUAAACAAGGCCAACUCCUGGCUGUCCGGUAAGAAAGAUGCUGCCGAACGCCUCCUUAAAAACUCAUCGAAGACUGAUGUCAAAGGCUUUUUUGGAGGCCUUGAAAGCAAGUUGAGAAGCUCAAUGACGCCAAAAACCGAGAACGGCGAAGACUCACUUGAGACAAAACCAAAUUUAGCAGUGUCCGGGGAUCCAGAGGAAAAUAAGGGAGAAAAGGUGUACUUGUACACCCACCUGAAGCAGCAACCCAUAUGGCACACAUUGCGAUUUUGGAAUGCUGCAUUCUUCGAUGCAGUUGAUUGUGAGAGGAAAAAGAGGUCACCAACUACGAGAUUUGAAAAGAAGUCUAUCAGAAGUCGUAGGGGAACGCAAGAUGAAGAGAAAGAUAAAAGGGAGAAGUGGAGUCACAUGAGCCAGCAGGAAAGGGAUGACCGCUCCAAAAUGGAUGAGAAUAUUGCCUUUGGCCAGCUGGGGACAUUUACACACAAUAUGCUGGCAUUUGGGCUCAGUAAAAAACUGUGCAAUGAUUUUCUGAAGAAACAGGCCGUCAUUGGGAACCUGAAUAAAGAGCAGUACAAGUUGUUAACUGACCACAUUGAGAAAAUGGCGACAGAAUGAGGACAAGUUGACGACAUGUUGAAUUUCAGGGUCUCCAGCCUGCACAUGAGAGCUGUCUGAGCGGAAAUACAGUACACAUUACUAUAGUCAAAUGAAAUACAGUACACAUUACUAUAGUCAAGCGUGCCAUCGUUGUAGCAAAGCCCUUCCAUCCAACGCUGUAUUGCAUCCUACGUCAGCAAUAACACAACAUACGCUGAUGUUGCUUUAAAGCUGUAUGUGUAACCUGCUUUGCAAAGUGACAAGUGUGGCUCAUCUGCUAUGAGAAGCAUAUCUGCGUCUCGACAAAGCUCAGCCUAGACUAGACCUUGUGCAGUGUACAGUGCCGUAAUGUAAAACGUGUUUUACCUGCGACUAAGCAGUGACUGAAUAUCUUCCUUGGCUUUAAUGCUUCAGUGUACUUUGAUUGAAUGAAAGUGUGGCAUUUCAAAUGGGGGGGAAAGAUUAGUCUGCCAACCAACAUCUGUACUUGAAAACAAACAUUUAAGACUGCUUGUAGUCUGACGAGGAUCAAAAACAACCAACAAAAAACCGAAGCAAUUAUAUAUAUAAUGCUGUAAUGAUGAUAAUCGUCCGAUUAAAUCGGUCAGCCUGAGCAUUAAUUUCUAAGAAAAACACCAAAUUACCUGCAUUGUUUAUUAACAUCGGUGUCAGUCGACCAACUUUUGGCUGAUAAUAGAUUAAAUCGGCCAGUUGAUUAAUUAGUUGAGCCCUAUUAGUCAGUAUGAGAUAUGUUAAAAUACAACAAUGGAUGAAAACAAGGGUUUCCUUAUCGCUUGACACGUGACUGCUGCUAAUGGAAAGGAGAUUUGAGUAGAGACUGAUUGCAGGUAGAAAACAACUAAGUAGAAAAUGUGAAGUGCAGUACUAGGGACACAUGGGUAUUGUUGAGCAUCGAGUCUCGAGCACCGGAAGAAAUAACGAGCACCAACAACAAAGAAGUGGCACAAUAAUAAUACAUUUUAUUUGUAUAGCGCUUUUCAGAGUACUCAAAGACGCUUUACAGUAGAGAAAAAUAAAUAAAAAUAGAGUUAAAGAUGCAUUAAAAUACAAUAUCCAAACAUUCAUUCAGAGCUAAAAACAAGGCUAAAAGCGCUAAAAGCACAAGUGCCCAAUGCAACAUUUCCAAUCCAAAUGAUAUCAUGCAGAGGAGAGUGCACGACCAACAUAGUUAAACACCUCCAGAUUCUUAACUGUGCCCCCGUCAUUGAUGCGCUACAUUGGACUUCCUCUAAGCAGUCAAAAUCAGGGAAGUCAAACAAUAAAUGACGUCCUGCCUCAUGUCAAUGUAACCGAGAUGCCCGAUGAUGUAAAUAAAGGACGGAAGCCACGGCUUUGGGAUUUAAACCCAUUCAUGCACGCACAGUGCGAGUCAAGAAACCUUUGCAAUCCACACAACAUGUUUCCGCCUUCAAAAUAAGGGCGGUACUUAAAUAUAUAUAUCGUAUACAGGUGGUAAUACAGUAGCUCAACUCAAAUACCCAGCUAACGUUAUCCUGUGUACUUUUCAUCGACAAACGGCUUACAGGUUGUUUGUUUGAUAUUCUGCACCCAGGUUACUGCAUGUUUACAUGCCUGCAGCAUCACACACCCACUAACACAUAAAACAAAAGCAUAUGUGGAAAUAUCUUUUCAUGAGCUUUUCUAAAGUAAACAUCUACUCCUGUGGAAAUAAACUUCAUAACAUUUAUAUUCCAGUUAAACGGUUUGAUACUGAUUGGAAAUAGCUUUUGUGUGAUCAUGAAAUUAUUUAGGGCGGCACGGUGGUCUAGUGGUUAGCGCGCAGACCUCACAGCUAGGAGAGCAGGGUUCAAUUCCACCCUCGGCCACCUCUGUGUGGAGUUUGCAUGUUCUCCCCGUGCAUGCGUGGGUUUUCUCCGGGUACUCCGGUUUCAUCCCACAUUCCAAAAACAUGCUAGGUUAAUUGGCGACUCCAAAUUGUCCAUAGGUAUGAAUGUGAGUGUGAAUGGUUGUUUGUCUAUAUGUGCCCUGUGAUUGGCUGGCGACCAGUCCAGGGUGUACCCCGCCUCUCGCCCAAAGACAGCUGGGAUAGGCUCCAGCACCCCCCGCGACCCUCGUGAGGAAAAAGCAGUAGAAAAUGAAUGAAUGAAAUUAUUUAAACCAUGCAGACUUUUAUGACCCUCCCUCUUAAAAGCAUUGGAACAGGAAACCUUCAAAUUCAAACACCAACCCAACACUGGGCUCACUACCCAGUCCCUUUUUAUUUAUCAUGAGCAGUAUUGUACUGAGAAGCAAGAAGAAGUUAACAUAUUUAUUAACCUGUGUUGGCAUUACAAAUACAUUCAAGCCAUAUUUGUUUUGAAGGUACCUAAUGGCCCCCAUGAUCAAAUGUAAUACUUACCAACCCUCCAGUGUGCCUUGCAUGGACGUAAACAACUCAUAAAAUUCCGCCACUAAAUAGUCACAGAACCAGCUAGCAUUUGUCUACUAGAUUCCCAAAUUGAUGCUAUGUGUCUAUUUUUGCUAAUAUGUAUAUAGCAUUAAGUACUUUAUUCAAAAGCGACUGAUUUGUGGCUUCCCUGAGUGUACUACUGUGUAGCAUUGUAGCAAUGUAGUCUUCACUGGAAGCACCUGCCACAUGUACUAAUGAUAAUGAAAUUAAUUAUCUGAUUUUAUUGUUUUGUGUCUUUGUUUGUUUGUUUUUUAUGAUUGAAUUCACUUUAAGGCAGCUUUAGGAUACUUUGUAACUACAGUGAAACCAUUUUGCCCUUUGUCAUAUGUUCCAUGUUAUGAUGUUUUAAGCAUUUCUCUCUACCCUGUACAGUACAUGUUAGAAAAAAAUAGCUUCAGGAAUCAAACCGGGUUCCUCCCUGAAUGAUGCUCUCUACUUUUGUUGUGCUCACGUCACACUGGUUUGUAUAUUAAUUAAGCUUGUUCAUUGGUUGUGAUGCCACUCUUGAGACUCUUGAGCAUAAUGUUAAGGUCGGCAAAAUGUGAAUGAAUGAAGUUCAAAUGGAAGUAGUAAAGACUGGUGAACUCGUACUUCAGAACAAAAGUAUGACAUUUCAACUGACUGACGGAUUAACUAAUUCGGAUGUUUUAUUGUUAAAUGUUUUCAUUGUGGGGCAAGGUCAAUGUUGAAUCAAAAUAUUGUAAUAAAUGUAUUUUAUGGUGAGUUUUUGUUUGUCUUU